This is a messenger RNA of Saprolegnia parasitica CBS 223.65, 732 nucleotides long. RefSeq lists its product as hypothetical. The transcript has 4 exons. The record is from RefSeq and is a predicted model, not a curated record. Lineage: Eukaryota; Oomycota; Saprolegniomycetes; Saprolegniales; Saprolegniaceae. Bases 1 to 732 code for a protein of 243 amino acids.
AUGAGCUCGCCGUUCGAAGCCCUCUUUGGCGCUGAGGUCCAGACCAAGACAGGGCUCAAGCCGACGGCCGAGGCCUUUGCCGGCAAGACCAUCGUGGGCAUCUACUUCUCGGCGCACUGGUGCCCGCCCUGCCGCGGCUUCACGCCCGUGCUCUCGGAAACCUACGCCGAGAUCGUCGGCGACGACCACAAGGAGUUUGAGCUCAUCUUUGUCUCGUCCGACCGCGACGAAAGCGGCUUCAACGAGUACUACAACGACAUGCCCUUCCUCGCGCUCCCGUAUGCGAACCGCGCGCAGAAGGACGUGCUCGCCAAGACGUUUGACGUCCGUGGCAUCCCGACGCUCGUCUUCUUGAACGCGGCCGGCGACGUCAUCACCAAGGACGGCCGCUCCGUGGUCAUGAACGCCCACGGCGAUGUCAGCGCCGUCUUGGCGGCGCUCGCCAAGUACGGUUUGUGCGGUGGGCAGACAGACGUCAAGUCGCCUCGCAUGGGUAGACACAAGCCAUCAUCUUACAUGCGGCGAUUGGCACUCGUCGAAGGCGCCGGCGUCACAGUGGUCGUGUUCGGGCACGGCGUGCUCCCAGCAGGCGUCGGGCUAGGCGUGCUUCCAGCGGGCGUCACCGAAGUUGGGCAAGGAGUUUCGGUCGACGCGACCGGAGACGUUGAAGGCGCCGGCGUCACAGUGGUCGUGGUCGGGUACGGCGAGUGCUUCCAGCGGGCGUCGGACUAG